AUGACGAAACAAGACAGCAUUCCCCGACAGCACAGCGAGGUGUCACCGCCACUGACGCUCGAUGAGGUAAUCGAAGGAGAGAAUACCACCAUUGCAGAGCAUACGCCCCCCGAUGGUGGCUACGGCUGGGUUUGUGUAGCAGCGUGCUUUACGAUAAACUGCUUCACAUGGGGUACCGUAUCUGCCUAUGGCAUUUAUCUAUCGCACUACCUAGCCGACGACAUCUUCCCCGAAGCCUCUGCCUGGGACUAUGCGUUCAUCGGUGGCUUCAACUUUGCCAUUGCUAUGCUCGUGGCACCCUUCGUGACAGUCUUCUGUCGCAGAUCUGGAACCCAUGUUGUCAUGUGCUGCGGCCUGGUCUUGCAGCUCGGUGGCUUCAUUGCUGCCUCAUUUGCAACUCAAAUCUGGCAGCUUCACCUCUCGCAGGGAGUCUUAAUCGGCAGCGGGAUUGGCUUCUUAUACAUCCCCUGCCUUCCAGUCCUGUCGCAAUGGUUUGAUCGAAAACGAAGCCUGGCCAACGGGAUUAGUGCAGCAGGGUCUGGGGUCGGCGGCGCAGCUUUCACUUGGGGCACCGAGGCCAUCAUCGAAAGAUUCAGCAUUGGUUGGGCGUUGCGCAUCACGGGCAUCAUCGCUUUCGUGGCCAAUCUUACUGCAACGGUCUUCAUACGCGACAGGAACAAGGCCAUUCGGCCAUCCCAACUAGGCUUCGAUACCAAACUUCUGCGGCGCUACGAAGUGGUAUUGCUGCUUGCAUGGGUCUUCAUCAGCAUGCUGGGAUACAUCGUCCUCCUCUUUUCACUCUCCGAUUUUGCACUAUCGAUAGGCCUCUCGCGAUCCCAAGCUACAGAUAUAAUCGGCCUCUUGAACGUCGGGACAGCGAUCGGGCGUCCAAUCAUCGGUAUCCUGAGUGAUCGAUGGAGCAGGAUAGAUACGGCAGGAGCGUUGACCUUGCUGUGCGGUCUUUCAUGUUUUGCGUUCUGGCUGCCUGCUACAUCCUACGCACUAACGGUCUUCUUUGCCAUCCUCUGCGGCGCGAUCGUUGGUGUAUUCUGGAUGACAAUUGGCCCGCUCUGCGUCGAAGUCGCGGGCAUCGAGAACCUGCAGUCGUUGCUCUCUCUAUCCUGGGCGGCAGUCAUCAUCCCAGCAACAG
Molecule: messenger RNA, 1150 nt
Organism: Alternaria triticimaculans
Lineage: Eukaryota; Fungi; Ascomycota; Dothideomycetes; Pleosporales; Pleosporaceae
Exons: 3
Biological process (GO): transmembrane transport
Molecular function (GO): transmembrane transporter activity
Source: RefSeq, a predicted model, not a curated record